This is a messenger RNA of Daphnia magna, 1297 nucleotides long. RefSeq names its product developmentally-regulated GTP-binding protein 2. NCBI's taxonomy places the organism in Eukaryota, Metazoa, Arthropoda, Branchiopoda, Diplostraca, Daphniidae. Gene Ontology annotation, biological process: cytoplasmic translation. Gene Ontology annotation, cellular component: cytoplasm. Gene Ontology annotation, molecular function: GTPase activity; GTP binding. The record is from RefSeq and is a predicted model, not a curated record.
CAACGCCGCUUCUUCCAUGCUGACGACCUUAAAGGUGGUCUGCUGUCACAUUUAAUAUUUGGUUUCUAGUGUUUUGUUUUCCAAAAUUUCCCUGAACGAAAAUGGGGAUUCUGGAAAAAAUUUCCGAGAUUGAGAAGGAGAUCGCCCGUACCCAGAAAAACAAAGCUACUGAAUACCAUUUGGGAUUGCUAAGCAAAUUGGCAAAAUAUCGCUCUCAGCUUUUGGAACCGUCUAAGAAGUCAGGAGAAAAAGGAGAGGGUUUCGAUGUACUUAAGUCAGGAGAUGCCAGAGUGGCAUUAAUUGGAUUUCCCUCUGUUGGCAAGUCUACCCUCCUUUCAACUUUAACCAAGACCCAAAGUGAAGCAGCAUCCUAUGAGUUUACCACGUUAACUUGUAUUCCUGGGGUUAUUGAGUAUAAAGGAGCAAAUAUCCAAUUAUUGGAUCUGCCUGGUAUCAUUGAAGGAGCUUCCCAAGGCAAGGGCAGAGGAAAACAGGUUAUCGCUGUUGCGAGAACAGCUGAUUUAGUAUUGAUGAUGCUUGAUGCUACUAAAGGAGAUGUGCAAAAAACAUUACUCCAGAAAGAGUUGGAAAGCGUAGGCAUCAGAUUGAAUACAAAAAAACCUAAUAUAUAUUUCAAGCACAAAAAAGGUGGAGGUAUCGCUUUCAAUGCUGUUUGUCCAUUGACUAAAGUGGAUGAAAAACUGGUUCAACUAAUUCUGCAUGAAUAUAAAAUUUUCAAUGCCGAAGUUCUGUUUCGCGAGGACUGCUCCGCCGACGAUCUUAUUGACGUAAUAUCUGACAACCGGAUCUAUUUGUCGUGCCUUUAUGUGUACAAUAAGGUUGAUCAAAUUUCACUGGAAGAAGUGAACAGGAUUGCACGACAGCCUCAUUCAAUAGUAGUUUCAUGCAACAUGAAGCUGAACCUCGAUUACUUGCUUGAGACACUUUGGGAAUACCUGUCUUUUAUUCGAGUUUAUACCAAGAAACCCGGUCAGCCGCCAGAUUUCAACGACUGUUUAAUUCUAAGGCGUGGCGUAUCCGUGGAACAUGUGUGUCACUCGAUUCAUCGUACUUUGGCCCAAGUUUUGAAAUACGCGCUAGUUUGGGGCACAAGCGCUAAGUUUAAUCCGCAACGAGUCGGUGCACAUCAUAUAGUGCACGAUGAAGAUGUAAUUCAAAUUGUGAAGAAAUGAAGACUCCGCAUUCGUGCAGAGGUUGAGUUUCCAAAAAACAAGGGACAACUUUUCGUUAUUGUUGGCUUGAGAAUCCAAAUAAAACACAUGAAAGACUCUCAGAA